UCUUUCAGCUUUGGACUGUUUACUGUUUGGAGUUUGGUUUUUGGAGUUUUUAAAAAAUAAGGAAGGGAAAAGUAUUAUUAUUUUACCGUUUUUAUAUUGUUUAUCCAAUGUUUUUUUGUUUUGUGUGGGUAUGAGAAAAUGACAGGUGAAAAAAUUAAUUUGAUUAUUCUUAAAGAGUGCAGUGACAUAGGAAAUGAGCCAAUAAUUGAAAAGUGCAUGGAAUGGGGAAUUUUAAAAAGAGAGGUUAAUUGUCCGGCUUGCGCAAAAGAUAAUUAUAUUUCUAAAAUGAAAUUACGAAAGGAUGUAAGUCUAUUGGAGGGGUACAAGUGGUCUUGCAAUAAAUUACGUUCCAAAAAUAAAAAGAAAAGAAAGAGAUGCUCAUUUUCAAUGUCCCUCCGCGGAAGAACUUUUUUUGGAAAUUCAAAACUACCGAUAUGGAGAAUCUUGAGUUUUAUCCAUCUUUGGACUAAAAAUGUUUCAACGGAGGUAAUGAGUGAGGAAUUGGAAAUGAGUAAAGCGACGGUUUUAGAUUGGUGCUCUUUCUGUCGCGAAGUCACGUAUGAUGCCAUGAUGGUGAGGAACAAGAAAAUUGGAAAAAAAUGCAGUAAGGUUCAACUUGGUAAAUAUAAAUUUGGGGAAAAAAGAUGUAACAAAGGCAAAGUUGUAGAAGGUCAAUGGGCUUUAGGUGGCAUCGACGAAUUGUCUGGAGAAAUUUUUAUGGCAACAGUUGAAAAAAUAACAUCAGAAACUUUGAUACAAAUUAUUCAAAAAUAUGUUGAAUCUGGUACAACAAUAGUGUCCAACUUGUGGAAGGAGCUUGAUUGCUUGAAGGAGGAAGGCUUUGAGCAAUUAAAGAUGAACAACGAAAUGAACUUUAUAAUCCCCGAUACAGGUUCUCAAACACUCAAAAUUGAUGCUGUGUUCAGAGCUGCUAAGACAAGCUUGCUGCGCUGUCAUAAGAAUAAUGAAUUUUUUUCUGGCCAUGUAUCAAAAUAUCUAUUUGAUAAGUCAUGCAAGUUGAGGAACUUAAAUCCCUUUAUAGAGUUCUGCAAAGAAGCAGGAAACUUGUACAAUCCUGACAAAAAAGAAACAGAUCCAGAAAUAAUAUAAAUGAGAAAAUGAUGACUGGCACAACGAAAAGAAGGUAUGAAGAUGAAGGUUUAGCGCACUGAACUAUGCUCCAAGUAGGCUUACUUGCUUCUGGCCAAACAGAUAGCAAUCGACCAAAUCGUCCUAUUCAUCAAUCAGGGAAUUCAUAAAAUGCCAAUAUUAGAUGCUCCUGAAGUCAUACGGUGCCUUUCAAUCAUCAAAUACAAAAUAUCAAAAGACUGACUAUAGUAGUACUAUCAACAUAACGUUAAUUGUAACCACAAAAGUAGAACUUUUUGUAUGUGCCAGAAAACCGCUUGUCACUGGCAUCACGUAUUGUUAUAUUGUCUUUAAUUGGGAUUUGUUCUCUUCAAUAUGAACCAGUGUCUCUCAAAUGCUGGAACAAAAUAAUUUGAUGACCUUUAUUAUUGCAAUUUUAAUUUUUGUUUUUCCAAUACUAUAGAAAAUAAAUAUUUGGUCCACAAAAGCCAAAGAACGAAACAAAAAUUGUGUAAUUUUAAUAUCAUGUAAUAUAAUGUAAAAUAUCAAAUAAGUUAACGUACAAAAG
Molecule: messenger RNA, 1657 nt
Organism: Nilaparvata lugens (brown planthopper)
Lineage: Eukaryota; Metazoa; Arthropoda; Insecta; Hemiptera; Delphacidae
Exons: 3
Coding region: 139-1110 (323 amino acids)
Source: RefSeq, a predicted model, not a curated record